CGGAACUAUUUUGCUGUCGGACGGGUUUGCGGAAGUUGCUAACCGCGUUCCAUGUGAAUAUUUUAGACUAAAUUGACAAAAUUAUGUGUUUGAAUGUAUCAAAACUGACAUUUCUAAGUUUAAUUGAAAAUGUUAGUAUUAUAUGAUUUAAUUGACGACACUUUACUUAUCCAAAUGUUAUCUGUGGAGUAGUUUGACGGAACCCUUUUGUGGUCGGACGUGCUUUUCACCGCAUCCGCCGAGAUGAGUUUCGAGUGGCCCUGGCAGUACAACUUUCCACCUUUUUUUACGCUUCAACCCAAUGUGGACACGAGACAGAAACAGUUGGCGGCGUGGUGUUCACUAGCGUUAGCCUAUUGUCGCCAUCAAAAGUUGUACACAUUGGACGUGAUGGAGGCCCAGGAGAGUCCCGUCUUCAACAACCGCAAGAUUGAACGAAAACUGUCAAUGGAAGCCAUUCAAGUUGUGUUUGAGGAGCUGAGGAAAAAGGGGAACCUGGAGUGGCUGGACAAGAACAAGUCGAGGUGUUUGGUGAUGUGGAGGCGACCCGAGGAGUGGGGCAAGCUCAUGUAUCACUGGGUGUCUAAAAAUGGAAUGAACAAUACAGUGUUCACGCUGUACGAGCUGUCCAAUGGCGACGACACUGAGGGGGAAGAGUUCCACGGCCUGGAGGAGUGGAUGCUGCUGCGCUCGCUGCAGGCGCUGCAGACAGAAGGCAAAGCGGAAAUCAUCAGCAUGGACGACGGCAAAGGCGUGAAAUUCUUUUGAAGAGGUUUUUGGAUUGGCCGAGGGCCGCACGUUCUUCCUGAUAUUGACGCGCCUGACGCUGCAUCCAUAUUUUUUAAGUCACGGGAAGAUUUUGUCAUUUUGAGGUAACGCGACAUCCUUAGAAAUCACCUCUGGAAGUCUUACAAAGAGGCAUGUAAGUGACAACUGGACCAAGACUGCUGAUUCAACUCAGCCCAAUUUAUUGUUUAUGACAAUAAUAGUGGACAGUUUUAUUGUGACACUAUCCCAGAAGUAAUACACAAUCAACCAUCACACUGAUAUUAUGUGUAAAAAUAAAUAAAUAUGACUACUUUGAUAAAUUGGA
Messenger RNA from Syngnathoides biaculeatus (alligator pipefish), 1093 nucleotides. RefSeq names its product vacuolar protein sorting 25 homolog (gene vps25). NCBI's taxonomy places the organism in Eukaryota, Metazoa, Chordata, Actinopteri, Syngnathiformes, Syngnathidae. Gene Ontology annotation, cellular component: ESCRT II complex. Bases 244 to 768 code for a protein of 174 amino acids. Gene Ontology annotation, molecular function: structural molecule activity; protein homodimerization activity. The transcript has 6 exons. The record is from RefSeq and is a predicted model, not a curated record. Gene Ontology annotation, biological process: protein transport to vacuole involved in ubiquitin-dependent protein catabolic process via the multivesicular body sorting pathway.